AUGGCAGAUCCGAAGAAGCCCUACAGUCCAACCCCCUUCCAGACCCCCUCGUCCCUAUCCUCCUUCACCGUGCCCCUCACCACCUACCUGUCCACAGUACGCUCGCCCUCGGGCUCCGCGCUGGAGGGCAUUGGCACGGGCUGCGUGCUGAUCGACCCUCGCACGGCCAAGGUGCUACUACUGCAGCGCGCGCCGCACGAUUCCAUGCCGCUGCGGUGGGAGGUGCCCGGAGGCGCCGUGGACGAGGAGGAUGCGUCGGUGUUGCACGGCGCCGCGCGCGAGCUGUUCGAGGAGGCUGGCCUGGUGGCUGCGCGGUUCCUAGGGGCCGUUGGCGGCCAGGAGGAGGCCGGGCCGCCAUUGGUGGAGGAGUUCUUUACGAGGCGCGGGCGCCGGGUCGGGAAAAUCACUUUCCUGGUCGAGGUCGCCGAGUCGACAAGCAGGCAGCUGGCAGAUGGAGGGUCCGAUGGCGAUAUCGUGGUCACGCUGGACCCGAACGAGCACGCUGCGUUCCUGUGGGUCGGCGAGGACGAGGCGAGGGCCAAGAAGACAGCUGGGGGCAUGGAGAUUGAGUUUACAACAGAGCGCCAGGCCGAUAGAGUGUUGGAGGCUUUCAAUUUGUGGAGGAAGUUUGAAGACAACCGUUGA
Neoarthrinium moseri is the source of this 645-nucleotide messenger RNA. RefSeq lists its product as uncharacterized. Lineage: Eukaryota; Fungi; Ascomycota; Sordariomycetes; Amphisphaeriales; Apiosporaceae. The coding region runs from base 1 to 645 and encodes 214 amino acids. The record is from RefSeq and is a predicted model, not a curated record. The transcript has a single exon.